Molecule: messenger RNA, 7318 nt
Organism: Megalobrama amblycephala (Wuchang bream)
Lineage: Eukaryota; Metazoa; Chordata; Actinopteri; Cypriniformes; Xenocyprididae
Product: multiple PDZ domain protein
Exons: 42
Coding region: 705-6374 (1889 amino acids)
Molecular function (GO): protein binding
Source: RefSeq, a predicted model, not a curated record
UAUAUGAAAAUAAUAAACAGCUUUGUGUAGCCUACACACUUGCCAGUUUAUUUUGCUAAACGAAAAACAAAACAAAUGAAAUGCAGGAUCGUUGUAGUAUAGGCUAGCUAUAACUUUUCUGCGACCCCUUGGAAGUUUGCCGAGGCCACCUGGUUCAGAACUACUGCUGUAUUUCCAUAUUCAUUUUCAUAUUUACACAUCUAUCACACAUCAAUCAGCUUCACCGUGAUUUAAAAAUAACCCUUUGUUUUCCCUUAGUUACUAUUGUUGUACACAACACCGCCCACCGCCAGGCGCUUAAAGCCCUAUCAGGUAGGUAGUAAGGACAUCUGUCCCGGGUAAUUACCGUCGUUCACAGUUUAAGUCCGUUUACAGCUGCUAAGCCUCCCCGGUAAGCGCAUUACCGGAGCAGCGCAGCGCAAACACGAGCGCUCGCGCAGUACAUGAUGAGCGCGUGCUGACCGCGAGAACCUCCCGUAGAGGUGCGAGACUCCAACCCAGAUUACAUCAGCAUGAAUAACAGAUUACAGCUGGCGUUAUCAGAGCGAUCAGUGAGAUAUGAAGUGAACAAUUACAAUUCAUAAAGCCUGUCAUCGGUUGGAAAGACAGACGCGAGCGAUGCCAAAUUGCGUCACUCUCACUUCCUGCCAAACGUCACAGAUGUCAGAAAGAGAGUGGUAAUUCAAUACUCAAACAGCAGAAAAAUGAUGGACACACAGCGUGCUUUGUUGGCAGUGGAGCGUCUGCAGCGGAGGCUGAAGAAGAGGGGAGAACUGCCUGCUGAGGAAAAACUCAGUCUCCUCAAGAGUGUCUUACAGAGUCCUCUGUUCCAUCAGAUACUCAUCAUGCAAGAGACUGGACAACAGCAUCAGCAACAACAGGUUUCCCCCAGAACGCCACCUCCUCAGUCUAUGAGUGAUGAUGCAGAUGGUGUGAGCACGUCCCACCCCUCAUGCAAUCUCAGAUACAGAGACUCUUACCUCUCUGCCCAGCGGCGCAAUGACCGACUUCGAUCCUCCAGUCAUAUGACUUGCGACCCAGAGGACAUUUCAGUGCUGCAGUCUAUGGCCCAGGGUCGGUCUGUGCUUAGUUUUGACCUAGAGAAGGGUGAAAGUGCUUUAGGCAUCAGCAUUAUUGGCCUGGAGACUGAAGGCGGUGGAGAUCAUGGUAUCUUCAUACAGGAGAUUCAGCCGGACUCUGUAGCACACAGUGAUGGACAUCUCCAUAAGGCUGAUCAGAUUCUAGCAGUGAACGGCAAGCUGUUUGAAUCCUCAGUAACACAGGAACAAGCUGUCCAAAUUCUUCAGGAAGCUGCUUCUGUGGUAACCAUAACUGUAGCCAGGGAACCAACCCCAUCAUUCAGCCUUGAUAGACAAUUCAGUCCUCGACAAAUUCAUCACAUUGAGUUGCAGAAUGACGGCUCGGGUCUGGGCUUUGGCAUUGUUGGAGGGAGGAGUACUGGCACCAUGGUUAAAACCAUCCUACCUGUUGGUGUAGCUGGAAGGGAUGGGAGAUUGCGAAGCGGCGAUCUUCUCCUCAGAAUUGGUGAUGUGGACGUGUCCACCAUGGGAAGUGAGGAAGUGGCACGUGAGCUCCGUCUGGCUGGUUCCCAUGUGAGACUUAUCAUUGCCAGGGAAACCACUCAUUGUGACCUCUCACCUACUGUCGCCCAGCAACAGGACACUCAGAAGAAACAGAAUUUAGCAGAGCAAAAGGGAAAAGAGUUCAGUGUCAGCUUCAAUGACAACAAAAAUGGUUUGGGCAUCAACAUCUCCAAGUCUGUGGAAAACCUGGACAAAGAGGCCAGUGGGUUUGAAGUAAAGAGCAUACUGAAAGGACGUGCAGUGGACCAGGAUGGACAAAUUCCCAAUGGAGAUCACAUCAUUGCUGUCAAUGGGCAGAGACAGCAUGACUGCAGUAAACAGAAAGCGAAGGAGAUUCUGCCCAAGACUGGCCAACAAGUGGAGAUCUCUCUUCUGAGAAAGGGCUCACCAUCUGAAACACAAACAACCCCCACCAUGUCCACAAUCUCCCAGAGACCCUUAACCCCUCUGGGUCUCCACCCCCCUCCACUGCCUCCAUGUCUACCAGAGCCAAAGCCAGUUCUGCCCCUAGGGAAAGUUUUCUGUACUGAACGCCGGGACCUCAACUUCAACAGAGAGUGCUUUUGUAAAUUAUCUGAUGAAGAGGAGAAAACAUUGAAGGAGAAGUGGCAAAGCAAACUGGGUCCUCAAAAUGAAGUGAUGGUGGCCCAGGUACAGAAAUUCAUUGAGAGCGGUGGUCUUGGUGUGAGUUUGGAGGCUAAGGAUGGCCAUCACUAUAUCUGCUCUAUACUGCCAGAGGGUCCGAUGGGACAGACAGGAAUCAUACGGCCUGGAGAUGAACUGAUAGAGGUGAACGGGUUCUCUCUGAUUGGUGAGACGCACAAGGAAGUUGUGAGCUUGCUGAAGGAACUUCCUAUAAAUGUUUGUGUGGUUUGUAGUCGGCUCAUCCCAACCACAGUCAGUGAGGAAGAUGAUGAUGAUGGUGAUGAUGUACAACUCACCCUCAAGGAGCUACUAACAGAAUUUAAUGAAAAGGCCAGGCAGAACUCAUUUGGAAGCCGGAAGACAGAGGCUCCUGUGCUAUCUCAUCAGGCCAUGUGGGAGAAUGAGAUUCAAGUCUAUGAGCUGCAGAAAGGCGAUUCUGGCCUGGGAUUCAGUAUACUAGACUACCAGGACCCCAUGAACCCAGGGCAUACUGUGAUAGUGAUCCGCUCUCUUGUAGCAGGCGGUUUGGCAGAGAGAGACGGCCGCUUGUUGCCAGGCGACCGGUUGAUGUUCGUGAACGGGACUGACUUGAGCCACGCAAGUCUGGCUCAGGCUGUUCAUGUCCUGAAAAGCACUGCUUUGGGCACUGUACGCAUUGGAGUUACCAAACCUUUACCAGAAAAUGACACCCAAGACACAGGAGCUGAUGUAACAGGCAACUGCCACUCAGAACAUAACAACCAGCACGGCACUUUGCAGACAAAUUCCCACUGUCAGAACAGCAAGAUGGAAGCUGAUGCAAAAACCGUCUCCAUCCCCACAAGUGGCUAUGAGAGAAGCAUAACUAUAGUCAGGGGAAACUCCAGUCUGGGAAUGACAGUGAGUGCUUUAAGGGAUGGUUCAGGCAUCAUAAUCCGCUCUGUGGUUCAUGGCGGGUCGAUCAGUAAAGACGGGAGAUUGGCAGUGGGGGAUGGAAUCGUUGCCGUCAAUGGAGAAUCCACCACCAACCUGACCAAUGCACAAGCAAGAGCUAUGCUACGCAGACAUUCACUGAUUGGACCUGAUCUCAGUGUGAUGUACGUACCUGCUGCCUUCCUGGACAUGCACAGAGCCAGCUACACCCAAUCAAAAGAGGAAAUGGAAAUACACAGAACAGCUUCUGUCCAAUCCAGGCACUCACAGAACCUUCCUUUUAAACCCCUAGAAUGCAUUUCUGAACAACAAAGCACAGUAGAUGGUAAAGGAGUGAAAGGAAAGACUCAAACAGAAGAACAGAAUGAAAGAACAGAUAACCACAGUCAAAUAGAACAAAGAGAGGAUGGUGAAAGCCUGGAAAAAAAGGUAAAGAAUGAAAAAACGGCCUUGAAAACUGAGAACGGACAAAGACGAGGGAGAGAAGAAGACAGACGAAAAGAUGAAGAAGAGACACAUGAGAAAGAUCGUAACUCAUGGAGUCAGCCUAGAAGAGUAACAUUAUUUAGGGCUGGGGGCACGUGCCUUGGCUUCAGUGUGGUGGGGGGACGUGGUAUGGGAAGUCGACUGAGCAAUGGAGAAAUGAGACGGGGCAUCUUCAUAAAGCACAUUGCGGAGGACAGUCCAGCUGCACGCGAUAGCACUCUAAAAAAAGGAGACCGAAUUCUUCAGGUUCAAGGUGUAGAUGUGAGUGAUUUUACUCAUGAAGAAGCCGUUGAGGCAAUUCGUCAGGCAGGAGACAGAGUUGAGCUACUAGUGCAGAGUCCUCAGUUUUCAGCCCCUGGCAACUGCGCUGAAGAUGACAAUGUGUCAAAAUCAAAUUUUCAAAAUCAUCAGGAAACCAAGACCCCCAAUAAUCUCUCCCCAACCUACCCCUUCAGCCCCAUUCCCUUUAAGCGUACAGAAGACUGGAAGUUGGGGAAGCCUCCACAUUUAGUUCCUCCCCUCCUGAAACUGCCCUCUAGGCCAGUCAACAUACAAACAGAUGGAGUGCAGAAGGUUCCUGAGAGACCACCCCUGCCAGAAGAGGCUUCACAUCAUCACAGCGAGCAGGAGCAAGCCUCUUACUGGACAGGCCGUAUGCAGCAGAGGUAUGGCAGUCUGCCUGGAGAGCUUCACAUGUUUGAUCUGGACUGUGGCUCAUACAGCUCUGGACUGGGACUGUGUUUGUCAGGAAACAGAGAUGGAGUGCGUGGAAGAAUGAGCGUGUACGUGUCAGAGAUCAAACCAGACGGGGCUGCUGCUGCAGAUGGUCGGGUCAUAGUGGGAGAUGAACUACUGGAGAUAAAUGGACAAGUGCUGUAUGGACGCAGUCACCAGAAUGCAACAGCAAUCAUCAACAAUGUUCCAGCUAAAGUUAGGAUUCUGCUCACAAGGAAUAAAGAUGUACAGAAACAUAUGACUACAGGACCAGUAAAGGAGAUGGACAACGGUCCUGCUAUAUCUCCUGGCAUGCAUAUUAAUAUGAUCAGAGAAGGUCAACAUUCGGUUUUAUCACAGGAUGGAAGGAUCAGCAGAGAGGAUAAACUGAAGUCACGCUCCUCAGAGAGCCUCAACAUCGGUCUUCCUGCUCCAAUCAAUGCCACAUCCAAUCAUAAGCCUUGCUGUCAUCCUGCCAGUCACUUGCCUCCCAGCCGCUGUACUCCUCCAUCAUCUGGCAUUUCAUCAGCUGAUGAGAGCUGCCGCUGCGGCUCAACAGCCAAUCAGAGUUCUCACACGGGGCCUCACAGCACUUCUUUUUUGGCCCAGUGUUCUGUGAGCUCGGACCCCCUUACAUGUCCCAUCAUACCUGGCUGUAUAAAUACAAUUGAUAUCUGCAAGGGCACCACGGGGCUCGGCCUCAGCAUAGUAGGAGGCUGCAACACACUACUGGGAGUAAUAGUGAUUCAUGAAGUGAAUAAGGAUGGUGCGGCACACAGAGAUGGCCGGUUGUGGGCAGGAGAUCAUAUACUAGAGGUUCUUGGAAUGGCUCUUGAGUGUAGUCACUGUUCUCUCCUCCAGGUGAAUGGCAUUGAUCUGAGAAUGGCCACUCAUGAAGAGGCCUUGAGCGUCCUACGCUUGAGUCCACAGCGUGUGCGAUUGUGUAUCUACAGAGACCCUGUGACAGAGAACCACUCCACACACACCCUCCAGAACCACACACCCGAGGACAUGUGGGACCUCUUCAGUGUGGAACUGAACUGCAAACCAGGACAGGGACUAGGGCUUUGCAUUGUGGGUAAAAGGAAUGACACUGGAAUCUUUGUGUCUGAGAUAACAAGGGGAGGGGUUGCAGACUUGGAUGGAAGACUGUUGCUAGGUGACCAGAUUUUGUCUGUGAAUGGGGAGGACAUCCGAGCUGCAUCACAGGACUACGCCAGCGCAAUACUGCAGAGCUGUAGUGGCUCUGUGUUGUUGGAGAUGGCACGCUUUAAAGCUUCAUCACAUUACUCAUAUGGAGAUCAGGUGGGCAAGGUGGACGUUCCUCUUCUCUCUUCUCUCAGCACACAUGACUCUUUGGACGGGAACGUUGACAUCAGAACUGUCACUGUUCAGAAGCAUGAGUGUGAGUCUAUGGAGUUGAGAUUGAGAGACACAAUGGGAGAUCCAAUGAUUUACAUCUCCAACCUGGACCCUUCCACACCUGCAGUACACUCAGGACUUCUGCAGUUGGGUGCCAGGGUCAUCAGCAUUAACGGUACAUCAACAGAAAGUCUCUCAGUUACUGAGGCAAGUUCCCUCCUGAGAAACAGCAGCGGAGCCGUCACACUGCAGGUGAUGCCAAGUGGCUGUGCAGAUGGAGCUAGUUUCAGGAAAGAUCGGUCAUCUUUAAUUCACUGCUCACCUGGACUCACAGAAAAUUACACUACACUCAACAAGCAGAGUUCUCCUCAGUUCCAGACUAUUGCUCUCGAACGUGGCUCUGCUGGGCUUGGCUUCAGUAUUAUAGGAGGAAUUGGCAGUUCCCAUGGAGACUUGCCCAUCUAUGUCAAGAACAUAUUUCCCAAGGGAGCUGCGGUGGAGGACGGGCGUCUGUGUCGCGGAGAUCAGCUGCUGACAGUAAACGGACAGAGUCUGGAGGGUGUCACUCAAUCUGAGGCUGUCGAGCUCCUUAGACAAACCAGCGGGAUGGUUACUCUACAAGUACUUUCAAAAAGACUACCAACAUGCUGAUAGUGUCACACAAUGUCACUUUCCCUAGCUGUGACUCUUCUUAGACCUCAAGGAGAUGUCUGAAUGAUUGUUAAACACAGAUGGAGACAGAUUCUACAAGUUGUAUUUCUCAAAAAAAAAAAAAAAAAAGUCUCCCGAAAUGUAUAGACUUUUCUAAUUGCAAAAAAAAAAAAAAAGUAUUUCAGAUAAAAUGUGAAUCCCAACAGUGUGUAAAGUGGGAGAAGCCAAUAGAGACUAGUGCUAAACCAGUGGUUCUCAAUCAGGGGGCUGCAGGAUGACAUAUAAUUAUUAUUUUUUAAUAUAAAUAAUAAUAUUAAUAUAUUAAAUCUAAAUAGACUUAAAAAAAUCAAAAUGUAAACUGGAAAAAUUUUCCUCCUUUUCCCCAAAUAAACAGUUUUUAUUGAGGAACAGCUCAAGAAAUAAGAAACUUAAAAUUGUGAAUAAUUUAUAAUCAUCAAAAAGAUUGAGAACCACUGUGCUAAACUAUAUGACUUUGACAUACAUAUCAGCUGUUUUUUUUUGUACUAUAUUGCUUCACUACCGAUUUGUACCAUUGUAUCUUUAUUUCCACUUUUCAGUCUUCAGUAUGAGUUAUAUGAACAUAACUGGUAUAGCUAAUGGCAUAACUAACGCUGAGAGCUCACAUUAAGCAUAAUUAUUUGUUCUCAAUUGAUUAUUUGUAAGUGUGGUUCAGGUACACAUUUAGGUUAUAAAUCAUACAAAAAACAUUUAUGAAACUAUUUAAAGCAAGACUAAUAUCAUAAAAGAAAUAUUUUCUGACUGUAACUCAAUAACGAACCAUAAUCAUUGUGUUUGUAUAUGUUGUCAGAUGCAUUACAUGCAUGUCCGCACUCCACUGUGUCCAUUAGAAUGACAAUCAAUAUUCUUCAACUCGGAUUAGUAUUUUUCUACUGUAAAUUUACCUGUAAACAAAUACAUUUUAU